Messenger RNA from Scomber scombrus (Atlantic mackerel), 1089 nucleotides. Its product is annotated as probable G-protein coupled receptor 139. The transcript is spliced from 2 exons. The record is from RefSeq and is a predicted model, not a curated record. Gene Ontology annotation, molecular function: G protein-coupled receptor activity. The coding region runs from base 1 to 1089 and encodes 362 amino acids. NCBI's taxonomy places the organism in Eukaryota, Metazoa, Chordata, Actinopteri, Scombriformes, Scombridae. Gene Ontology annotation, cellular component: membrane. Gene Ontology annotation, biological process: G protein-coupled receptor signaling pathway.
AUGGAGGAAACUGGUGUCACCAUCUUCGUCACGGUUCAGAAGAUCUACUACCCAUUCCUUUGUAUCAUGGGUAUUCCAGCCAACCUCUUCACAUUCUACAUGAUCUGCUUCCGUAAAUGUGGGAUGUCUGACACAGCCAUCAUUUACCUGAGCUGUCUUGCUAUUGUGGACACCUUCUACCUGGUGUGGGUGAUCCUUAUUGACCUGACUCUCACCUUCUGGUUGCUGCAGCCCUUCUGGCACUCCCACCCCUGGUGUGGAAUCCUGGGGUUCCUUCAGUAUGGAUCUCUCUACAGCUCUUCCUGGAUCGUGGUGGUGUUCACCAUCGAGCGCUACCUUGUCCUUCGCAUCACGGCUGCCAAGCAGCACUUCUCCCAGGCUCACGUCACCAAACUGACCUGUGUGGCCAUCGUCCUGGUGUCUCACCUGGUAUCUGUGCCAAUGGGCUGGAUCAAUGUUGUUACAACUGUCAACUUUACGAUAGACGGGGAGAAUAUAACAAUGCCCAGGUGUCGUUAUCGUAACGAGAUCUACUCCACUGUUAUAGUGUGGAUAACCACAUUCCUCUCAGGGGGAAUACCCAUUGUGCUUGUUAUUAUCUUUAACUACCUCAUUGGGUAUCAUCUUUGCCGCGCCAGCAACCUCUUCACCAAGGAGGAACGUCGCGUCAUGCAUGGAAGGAGCACCAGAGGCAUGUUGAGGAGGACCAUCCUGCUGCUGGGCACCGUUUCUGUGGCUUUUGUCGUGCUCAGCCUCCCCCGCUUUGUCACAUAUUGCAUCCUGAGGACCGAGUACAACAACGAGAAGUUCAACAGAAAUGACUACAACAUACCCAUCAAUGUAGCUGGCGAUGUGGCCAACAUGCUGCAGAACCUUAACUCCACUACUAACUUCCUGCUAUACUGCAUGGUCAGCCGGCGCUUCCGGCAGGAGCUAGUACAGAUGGUGACUUGUAAGAUGAAGGCACGAGAGCUGGGCUCCAUCCUGACCCACACCACCAUGAAAGUCUUCACAGUUGCAGAUCAUAAGGUCUUACUAUCCAGCAAGCCGGUGACUGUGGUGCUAACAAAUCUCAAACAAACUGAGUAG